Messenger RNA from Chiroxiphia lanceolata (lance-tailed manakin), 2041 nucleotides. It is a transcript of the gene ENDOV, whose product is annotated as endonuclease V. The coding region runs from base 39 to 893 and encodes 284 amino acids. The transcript has 9 exons. Gene Ontology annotation, molecular function: RNA endonuclease activity producing 5'-phosphomonoesters, hydrolytic mechanism; single-stranded RNA binding. Gene Ontology annotation, cellular component: nucleolus; cytoplasm. The record is from RefSeq and is a predicted model, not a curated record. NCBI's taxonomy places the organism in Eukaryota, Metazoa, Chordata, Aves, Passeriformes, Pipridae. Gene Ontology annotation, biological process: DNA repair.
GACAGCGGCGGGGAGGGACGGGCGGCCCCGGGUCCGCCAUGGCCGCUCCGCCCGAGCAGCGCUGCUGGGAACGGGAGCAGGCCCGGCUGAAGGCCGGCGUGGUGGAGCAGGACACCGAGGAGUGGCAGAAAGACCCGAAUUUCACCGGGCUGGAGAGAGUGGGAGGUGUGGAUUUAUCCUACAUCAAAGGAGACGACACCAGCGCCUGCGCCUCCCUGGUCGUGCUCAGCUACCCGGCCCUCCAGGUGCUGUACGAGGAUUGCCGGAUGGUGGCCGUCACUGCCCCCUACGUGGCCGGAUUCCUGGCCUUCCGAGAGGUCCCUUUCCUGGUGGAAGCUGUUCAGAGACUUCAGCAGGAGGAGCCCGAGCUCAGACCUCAGGUGCUUCUGGUAGAUGGGAAUGGGCUGCUCCAUCACAGAGGAUUUGGUGUGGCCUGUCACCUCGGAGUCCUGACAGAUCUGCCGUGCGUUGGAGUGGCCAAGAACCUCCUGCAGGUGGAUGGCUUGGCCAGGGACGAGCUGCACAGGGAGCAGAUUCGUUCCCUGCAGAGGUCAGGAGAUACAUUCCCAUUGACAGGCACUUCAGGGAGAGUCCUGGGCAUGGGAGCCUGUUGGGUGCUUGAUCUCUGGUUUCUGAACGCCCAGGUGCUGCGGAGCUACAACAACAGCUCGAAGCCCCUGUACAUCUCCGUGGGGCACAGGGUGAGCCUGGACACAGCCGUGCGCCUCGUCAGGUCCUGCUGCAGGUACCGCGUCCCGGAGCCCAUCCGGCAGGCUGAUAUCAGAUCGAGGGAGUACAUUCGGAAGCAGCUGUGUGCACCACUGGAGGUCAGACCUGCCAGGCCAGAGAGCAGCAAAAAGGAGGCUGAACUGGAGGAUGAGUCUGAUGCCUGAAGAACCUGCAGGACUCCUCUUCGCUGGAUCCUCUCCCUCAAGGCUCCAUCCUGUCAAGUGCAGGGGCCUGGUGCCAUCCUGGGGGGCAGAGCUGUGCCAGGCCGUGUCCCUUGGGACAGUGCCAGCCCUGUGCAUGUCCUGGUGGACUGGACUGGCAGAGCAGCUUCUGCUCAAGGAUAGUCCUUGCAGCGGUGUCUCAGGGUUUGGUUUUGAGUAUUGUUAAAAUCUUUGUGUAAGCAAAGGCUCACGUGUAAGUCUGCAGCAACUCACUGGAGUCCUUGAGCAGCUGCAGGAGGUGAUUUACAAGGAGCUGUUGAGGCACUUAACCUCCAGAGCUGGCCUGUGCUCCCACCACACCUCUGUGGCACAGAGGGGAACAGCUUCCCCCCAUCCCUGCAGCCUGUGCCCUCCCAUUCCCUUUGCACAUCUCCGGGGAGCAGAAGCCCCGUUCCAGCUCUGGCUGGCCCUGGCAGAUGGGCAGGGGACGCCUGUUCAGGUGUUUGUGUGACUCCAGCGGGGAGGGGACGGAGCCAAGACUUGGCCAAGGGGUUUGGAAGAGGUUCAGGGCUCUGAGCUCCAGGACCUGAGAAGCUUCUGCCUGUUUGGUGCUGUGGCAGCUGCCCUGGGGCCAUGGUGGUGACAGGGGUGACAGUGUCUGUGCCAGAGCCCCACAGUGUUGCCCAGCUCCUCCUGAGGGAAGGAUCAUCUCAGGGGAGAGAAGAAUUUUCCCAUCAAGGGUGGGGAGGGAGAGAGGUCCCUCCCGAUACAUCAGUCAGGGUGGCCUGAUCCUGGAGUUUUUGCCCUGUGGGUGGACUGGGAACUGUGGUGCCAGGCUGGAAGAAGCUCCCUGUGCCCGUACCUUGGCCCAGCACCAGCUUGGCUGUUUGUGGAGCUUCUGUGCCCGAAUCAAUCCUCGACCUUCGUCCAGUCUGCAGGGCCAGAGCUGCUCCUCCCGAGGUUGGAGUCCUGGCUGAGUCUGAGAGGUGGUUCCUGACUGUUCCCAAAGAGCAGCAGGAGCUAUGGGAGUUCUUGACAUGACUGUGUGAGAUUCCAGCCUAAAAAGGAAGAAGGAUGCUUUCCUGGGACUGAGGAAGGGUGCUCGGGUCAGGGCUGUUUAACCUCAAUUUUGCAUAAAUUUCUUUUACAAC